Messenger RNA from Closterium sp. NIES-65, 1782 nucleotides. The record is from the annotation of a GenBank genome assembly. Lineage: Eukaryota; Viridiplantae; Streptophyta; Zygnematophyceae; Desmidiales; Closteriaceae.
AUGGCACUCCACGCCUCCCACCCUUUCCUCCGCAUCCUCGUCUCUCUCUCCGUCCUCGCGACCCUCGCCUCACUCGCUGCAGCGCAGCCUCAGCAGCGCGGCAUAGUGGAUCUGAAGACCAUUCCCGAGAAUUCCGUGUCGUCGUGGUCGCUGCAGGGCCCGCCAGCGCUGCGCAAGGAGAGCACUCCAGGGCAGUUCAAGCUGGUGGGGCCUGUCGUUAUCAACGUGCUUAAGGUCAUCCGCCCGCAGUUCACUCCCAUCCAAGCUGAGUGGUUGUCUUCCAAUCUGACGUCGGACCCUGCCACGUGGACAGCUUCCAUAGGUCCACCUUCAGGCGCCAACGAGUUCGCCAACCUUACCUUCCAGAACCCCGUCGUACAGAUCUGGGGUGGGCGGUUUGACAUCGACAACACCACGAGCGACUAUUCCUUCAAGCCCAACAACACGAGGCUGGUCUUCUCCCGCGUGUCCGGCACCCUGCUGCGAUCCGAUGUGAACAAACAAAAUGUGGUGAUCACGCUCCCUGCAGGAAACAUCCCGACACUGAAUGGGAAAUUCAUCCGAAGGGCCGCUGGGGCUUUCCGCAAUGCAUUGGUUGAUGCUCUUGGCGUGGAACCAGGCCCACCUCCUCCUGGCCCAAAUUUCCCUGACGAGGUGGUCAUGAAAGUCAACCUCAGCCUGCAAGCCAUUGUCCUAGCCUCCCUCUCGGCAGUCCUGCUUCUUUCCACGUUUGCAGCACCGGCUUGUGCGCAGAAACCGCCACGCGUGAUGCGCGGAUUGGUGGACCUCAACACGAUUCCUGACAACUCCAUAUCGACGUGGUCGCUGGAGGGGCCGCCUGGACUGAGAAAGGAGAGCACUCCGGGGCAGUUCAAGCUUGUGGGGCCUGUUGUUAUCAACGUGCUCAGGGUCAUCCGGCCGCAGUUCACGCCCAUCUUUGUAAGUGAGAACGCCCAGAACUAUGACCCUGCCACGUGGACGGCGUUCAUCGCGCCACCCGCAGGCCCGAACGAGUUCGCAAACCUAACCUUCGACAACCCACAGGUGCAGAUCUGGGGCGGGCGCUUCCCCAUCGACAACACCACGAGCGACUACUCCUUCCAGCCUAACAACACCAAGCUGCUCUUCUCCCGCGUCUCCGGCUCCCUCCUGCGCAACAACGUGGACGAGCAGAACGUUGUCGUUGACAUUCCCGAGGCUAAUGCGCCCACUCUCAACGGGAAAUUCAUCCGCCGCGGGAAAAUCUUCGAGCUCCUUUCUGGCGGAUCUUUUGACGUGCCGCUCCGCUCCGUGAUCGAAGCUCUUGGGGGUACCACACCCCCCGGGCCCACCCCGCCUGGAGCAGCGGCAGUUAUGCGUGUGAACCUUAACCUGCAGGGGAUUGGGCAGCAGCCGCCCAGUGCCCUCCGCCCCUACCCUGCCCCCUCUGCUCCGGGCAUGGACCCUCCCCCUCUGGCUGGUGUCCCCACUGCUGCACCUACUCCCCCAGGUUGCGCACCUGUGCCUGCCCCUGCACCUGCCCCCACCCCUGCUCCCACCCCAGCCCCUGCGCCUACACCUGCUGCUGGGGGUAAGAACCCUCCCCCUCCUCCUGGGGCUGCUCCUGGCCGUGCUCCUGGGGCUGCACCCGGUGCUGCUCCCGGCGGGGCUCCUGGGGCUGCACCCGGUGCUGCUCCCGGCAGGGCUCCUGGGGCUGCACCCGGUGCUGCUCCGGGCGGGGCUCCUGGGGCUGCACCUGGCCGUUCCCCUGGUGCUGCUCCAGGAGCUGCCCCCACAGGUUGA